GGGCUGUCGGGAUGUACUGAUGUUGACUGGUGUUCAUUGUAUUGUAAUAAGUGGAGUAUCUGGCAAUUUAACUUCCAUGAGUGUAUGGUGCAAUGCUUGGCGGCCUGUUUUGUUGGGAUUGUGAACUUGUCAGUUGUGACACAAAUCGCCAGAAAGUAAACAGUAGGAAGACAACAAAAUAUUUUUAAAAAAAUGUCGUUUGGCUUCGGAAGUCAAGCUAUUACAACCACCGGAACGGCUUUCGGGUUCGGUGCGAAACCAUCUACACCAGCUUUUGGCCUUGGAACUGCAACUACGACUAGCUCUCUUUUUGGAACACCGCAGCAGGCAAAUGCAACUUCAGGAAUAACAUUUGGCACUCCUGGUGGUACACAGAAUACUGGUUUGUUUGGAACUGCAACAACUACACAGGCUUCAGGAUUAACAUUCGGGACACCUACUACCCAAGCAUCAGGACUUACGUUUGGAGCACAAGCCACAACUGGUCUUUCAUUUGGGACACCAACUACCCAACAAUCCCAACCAACUGCAGCAUCUACAUUGCCAUUUGGGACCCCAGUGUCAUCUGGACAGCCCGCAAUUAAUUUUGGAACUCCCACCACUACAACUCAGACAGGGCUUACUUUUGGAAGCGCAGCACUCUUUGCCACCCCGUCCUCCUCUGCUCCAGCUCAAUUUGGAACACCUGCAACAACUAGCCAACCAACAUUGGCAUUUACUACUCUGACAACUACCGCGGCCCCAAUUCCUUUAUCUUUUGGUAGUCAGGCGACGACUUCAGCUGCUCCUACUCCAGCUUUUGGUUCAGGUGGUUUUGCCUUUGGAGCAUCGUCUACUACAGCAGCAGCAGCACCAGGAACAACAGCAGGAAUUGGUACACUUGCAGCAGCAGCUACAACAGCAACAGCUGGGACAGCAUUUGGCACUCCAGCAACACAAUCACAACCAUUUGGGUCUUCCUUGUUAGCUACCCCUACCUCAAGUAACCUCUUUAGUACACCUACUACUACAAGUACAAGCCUAGGCUUUAGUAUUGGCACAGCAACAAGCAAGCCAGGGGGACUUUUUGCCACAGCAGCAACUGCAACAACUACAUCUGGAUUAACACUACCAGCUUUUGGUAGUACGGCAACAGCAUCUAGCAGCUUAUUUACUUCAUUUACAAAACCUACCACCAGCACAGCAACCACAACUAGCUCUGCACCUUCCAUUGGUCUAGGUGGUCUUGACACAACACAGAGCAAAGGUCUAGCCAGUAGUAUAACAGUUACAGGUGCUUCAGUCAAUCGAGGAGAGUCAAAAACAGUGAAGGAAACUGUCGUUCCUAAUGAACUACUGCAAACAGUGGACAGCUUCAAGGACUUUGUCAAAAAACAGAAAGCUUACUGUUCAGAUGUGGCAAGAAGCUCCCCUAAAACUAUGCAUAAAGUACAAGAGGAUUUAGAGUUGCUGAAACAGAUGGUUGCAUCAGAAGUUAGUGACCUUCAGAGGAAUGUCACAUUGUCAAGCAGGCUGAAGGCAGAUACUGAUAAGUGUCUGCAGACUGUGGAAAUGGCUCAAAAAACACAAGAUACACCUCCAGGAUUACAGUUUGAAAACACUGCUCCUGAUAAAUACUUUGAGGACCUUGUUACACGUUUUGAAAAUCAAAUUCAAGUGUACAAACAAGAGGUUGAUAAAAUUGAGGCUCAUGUAAACGCAGUACUGAGUCCAAAACCUCUGUCAUCACAAGAGUUCUGCUUGGCGUUAAAAAGGCUCCUGGAUUGCUUUGUUGCUGUAGCAGGACGUUUGCAUGAAGUUCAUAACAUGGUGGAGAAUCAAAAGGAACAGUAUUUAAAUUUACUAAAAUAUUUUUUGAAAGAUACAACAAAUGUAUUUGAAGAAGACAAUAAAAAAUCAUCAGACACAACAAAAACAAAAUCUCCAACAAUAUCAACAGGGCCUACAGCUUUCUCUGCUCUGGGAAAUCAAGGUUUUGGAUUGAUAUCAUCAUUGCUUUCAAAAGCUCAACUACCUUCAAGCAAUCCAUUAGGUUGGGGAUCAAAUCAACAGCAGAGUUCAUCAUUGCAACUACAGUACCCACAGCAGCAAUUCUUUUCAUCUGGUUCAACCCUCCUGUCUGGUGGUAUUACAAGUAAUAUUAAUGCACUUUCCACGCCACAACCUGUUGAAAAUCAAAGUUUUCAGCUUCAGAAACCACCUGUGGGCAAUAAAAGAGGAAAGCGUAUUUGAAAAAAAAUUACAUUCAAUUAGACUGGCAUUUCAUGCGUUUCUUCCCAAUAGACUUUUUACCAUAUUACUUCCAUUAGUUAGAAGUUGUAUAGAGUUAAAGUAACAAACUGAAGUAUGAUGAUAAUAUCUGUGCAUCUAGAAGAUGUGUGUAUACCCAUGCAUGAAAAGCUGCGAUCAUAGCCUUGUGUGAUAUGCAGCACAAUGUCAGUUCCUUUCCAAGCAAAGGAGAAAAUUAAGUUUCUUUUUGUAUUGGUUGUGAUAUUAUAUGGUUAAACUCAAAUUUCCUCUUUCUUUAUGAAUUUUGAAAUGUUUGUUUGUAUUGAAUUGUUAAGAAAGUCAUGGCACACACACAAACAUUUUUAAGUUCUUUUAAUUAUUGAUAUCAUGUUAAAAGAGCUGUGCAGUACACAACUGGACCUAAAUUGUCAGAGUUUUUGAUUCCCUAGCUACGAGAGGAAUGAUUGGACCUAAUCUACUUGUUAAGUAUGAUUCUGUUUAUUUUGGGUAUGUCUGUUAUUAUAGAAAAGUUAUCAUCGUUGCAAAAUUUUUGUUGAAAAUGUGAACAAAGGAAAAUAUUUUGAAGUAAACUCUGUGAAACAUUCCAUUUGUUUAUUUAGACUCUUUGGCUUCAUUUACAUUUCUUACCUCUUUCUUUCUUUCUAUUAUUGAUUUACAAUAACCAUUACCAUACUUACAGUGGAACACAAUAUUAGAUACUGAACAUAACUGUAAAACAGAAAUGAGCAUACUACUUGAUUUGUAUGACAAAAUAUUAUGUGAGUCUAUAUAUUAGAAAAAGCCUUCAUUGGUGAUUUUAGUUUCCUAAAACCCUGCUUCACUUUCCCACAUAACUGUUGCUCACAUCUAAGCAUUUUUUUCUAACGUUACACUAUCUUCUUCAGUGCCUUCGCAUAGAAUUGACCCAGUUAAUAAUAGAGGUCUUGAGUUAAUCAUCUUCUCUAAUGAUUGUCAGCCAAGUCACUGUUUCAAAUGCAGGAAGAGGUAAUAAUCAGUAUAAUGCAAAUUCUUGACUGUAGGAUGAUUGAUUCAAAAGUCGUCAACAGAAAUGAUGAUUUUUACUCUUCGUGGAUGAAUAUUGUCAUGGGUGCGAACUGCCCCAGUCAACAGUUUCCUGUACUGUCGAUUUUAGAUGGCAUAUACCAGUUUGGUGAGCAUUUGGCAGUACAUUUCAGCUGUAAUUGUUGACCCAUAUCUCAUGAAGUAAAGCAAAAAAGACCUUUUUUGUUCUAAAAAACUGUAGCCUGUAUUUUUCAACCCGAUUAAGGAGGUUAGGUGAAUUCUUUUAAUUUUUGUGCGGCGCUACUGCAUUAUCUGUUGUUCUGGUUAUGCAUAGCUCUUGGACAUCCACAUCUCGUCAUCGUUCAUCUUGUCAGUAGCAAUUCAGAAAUGCUUAUUUGAUUGAUAUCCUUUGCUCUUUAUGGUGGUGGCUAAAAGUUUUUGGAACUUACCCAGCACAUAGUUUGUUAUAUCCAAGCUUUUCCUUAACAGUGGAGUAGAUAAUGGUGGAUUCUGCAGAAGGAAACUCAUCAGCCUAAGCACUACUCGUCAAUCUUUGAUCAGACUGCAGUUUUUGGUCCAACGUGUUGCACACUCUUAUUGGUCUGGGUACUGGUCGUACCACUCGACUCUUCAUUGCAUACAUUUGUACUGUCACUUUUAAAGUCUCAAUAGCACUGUCUAAUCUUCCCUUCACUUAUUACAGUAGGCUCAUAAACUAGACAGCUUCUGAUCAAUUUAACAGCUGUAGAUACUUUUGCUCCCAAAUUUAAUUACAGCACACACUUCACAACUGAGAGAAGUAACAAUUUUCACAACCAUUGUUAUUUACAUUCACCCAUGUCCGAUUACUAAUGAAUCAAAACAAUAGCUUCUGUGGAGUUGUAAAUAAUUACUGCAUUUGUGCAAAUUUGUUCUGAGCUGCCAACAUUUAAAUAUAGGCAACAACUCUUACUUUUUGAAUAAGCCUCCUACUAAAACAUAUUUCAGCUACCAAUGUCUUUGAUUUAUCUGUCAUUGCUGUGCUUGUUGUUCGCUUUAUAAUCUGUGGAAUAGGAUUACUUUUGAUAGAAGUGAACAACUGUACUGAUGGUGAAGUAGCUAGAUAGUAUGUUCAGAAUCUUGUGAGAUUUUCUAAACCCUUCCAGGAAGCUGACUUGUUCAUCAGAGACAUGUUCGCAAGCAAACAGGAAAAGAAAACUAAAACUCAUUGUGUAAUGAAAGUAAGAUAAUGGUAUUGACAGUUUCAGGUAUUUCCAAGUGCAAACUGAAUUUCAGAAGUGAAAGUACAUGUCUGUGAAUAUUCAUUUAUGUUGCGGGCUAUCUUUUGAAACAUGACGAUUCUAAAAAUGUAACACUGGCCCAAAACGAAUAGUAGCAGAAAGUUUGUAGUUAUGUUUUUUUCCAUUCUUAAAUAAUUAGCAACUGUACCAAGCAAUAAUAGCUUUCAUUCAUGUUAAUUGAAGUACUUUGUUACAUAAUUUUGCUCCAUUGUUAUUUGACGGUAAAGGAAUGUCUCAAAAACUGGAAGAGAAAGAAAAGAAGAAGGUGCUGAUAAAUGAUGUUUGAGGAUGUUAUAUUGAUGCCAGUUUCAGUGCUUCAUUUGAUUAACAGUCACUAAUUGUAGAACUAUGUAUAAAACUGCCAUUAUUUUCUUGAAGAUUUUGGAUUCAUUACUAAACUAGAUAGCAUACUGUUGAAAACAUUGUAUUCAUGGGAGGAGCAAAGUCAAAUACCAGACUGGCCAUCAUGAUUUACAUUUUUUGUGGUGCAACCAUAUUGCUUUGAGCAAAUUUGAUUGUAUUUAUUUCGGUAUAUGCAUUGCCAAUUUUUUCUCCUCAUUUUUGAUAAGUUUCAUAGUGAUACAUCUUUUGUGGCUCUAAAAUCACAGGAUAUUAUUCUAGAAUUCUGGUGCCAACAUUGAUUACAGUACAUACGUUCCCUAACAUACAGAACUUAAAUUUCAGAAAACUCUUUAACAGUGCUAACUAUUAUGAGAUGGAAAUUUCUCCCGAUGAUAGCCAUGCAAACAGCGUUCUCGGUUUACUUGUCACCUAAACUCUUAAGUUUUCGGCAAAUCUCCAUCUUAUGAUUAUAAUUUUGGUAGCACACAUACAUAAAAUGGAAUGAAAAUGUGAACUGGUACAACUGUGGUGUCGUAGAAGUGAAGUGCUAAUGCUGUGUUCCUGGACUCUGGAUGAAUUAAAUAUCAGAAUGUGUGCAGCAUUAAAAUGACCUGAAAAAAAGGAACAUGUAAUAAAGUCACCACUUUGUUUUUGGUGACAAGGAAAGUCAAUAAGAAAUUUAUUGUGUUUAGAAUUAUGAAACACUUCUAACAAAGUAGAUGGUGUGUGUUAGUAAGCAGUUAAUGGUAAAAAAAGUGCCAGAAUAGAGCAAUUACUCUCUCCUCCUGUGAAGAUUAUUUGUGAAAAUAUUACUGCAUUAUUAUAAUAGCAAGUUGUAGUUACUUUAAAGCUGGAAAGGCUCCACAUCUGUGAACAAAAUAGAAUCAGUUGUCUUAGAUACACUCAUAUUCCUUGCAGUUUUUUCUAGUUGCUGUACAACACAGACUCAGGCUGUACUAAACACAAGAUCUUUAGGGUUGUAAUGAGGGUUUUCUUCACCUGUUAGUGUUCUUUUGAAUAAUGUUACGUUAUUGAACCUGUAUGCCAUGAUGUUGAGAGAAGUAUUGUAUCUCUUAGUUCAUAUUGUAGGUAGUUUUUUUCCUCAUAUUGAUGUAUCAUCAUCUUGUGCUGAGAGUUAGAGUGCACCAAAUAAGUCCAGUUUUCUUUCAUAAUAUUUUUAAGUAACCUUUCUCAUUCCUUUUAGAUUACAUACAUUUUAAGUAUGUUUCUCUGAAAGAAUGAAAUUUGUAUAUAUCUGUGUACGUAAUAUAGAUGUCGAUUUUCUUACAGUGUAUAAUCCCACUCUGAAUAUUAAGGUAGAUGCAGUAUGUCAAAUGUGUUGUUGAUAUUGAGUAUGUUACCAUAAGAAAUGCCAGUCUAUUUGAAUUGUAAGGAAUAUCCAAAGUGAUGGACACUGUUGUUGCUGUUGUAUUGUUCUGGUUGAUAUUUAUGAUCUCUGACAUGAUAGUGAUGACAGUAUUAUAUGCUGUUUAGCUAUAACACACUAUAUUACAUUAUUUAGAAAAUAAUCAUAGGCUAAUGAGUGAGUGAACAUUUCAUUUUAAUACCUUGGAGUGUCUUCAGAAACUGGUUGUUGCCUGAAUCCAAGUGAAAAGUUUAUCACACACCUGAAUUUUUAUGAGAAGCUUCAUGUGAAUCCAAACUUUAGAUGGUACGUAUAUCACAUUUAUGCACUGAUUUCAAUUUUAAACUAAAGAUGCUGUUUGCAGCCUGACAGUAUUGUAGGUAUCAUUUAUGAACAAGUUUAUCUCAGUAUUGUGAGAAUUUGUUCAACUGUGUUUUGAUUGAAUGAAAACUGAUUUGUAUAAGCAGGUUGCAUCAACUUGCAUAAUUUCUCAGGAUUUUAUUUUUGUAUCGACAUAAUAAUAAAAAAUUAUCUCUGAUUAUCAA
Messenger RNA from Schistocerca cancellata (South American locust), 6785 nucleotides. It is a transcript of the gene Nup58, whose product is annotated as nuclear pore complex protein Nup58. The record is from RefSeq and is a predicted model, not a curated record. The coding region runs from base 193 to 2232 and encodes 679 amino acids. Lineage: Eukaryota; Metazoa; Arthropoda; Insecta; Orthoptera; Acrididae. The transcript is spliced from 8 exons. Gene Ontology annotation, molecular function: structural constituent of nuclear pore. Gene Ontology annotation, cellular component: nuclear pore. Gene Ontology annotation, biological process: nucleocytoplasmic transport.